Messenger RNA from Gadus morhua (Atlantic cod), 3280 nucleotides. RefSeq names its product sorting nexin 14 (gene snx14). NCBI's taxonomy places the organism in Eukaryota, Metazoa, Chordata, Actinopteri, Gadiformes, Gadidae. Gene Ontology annotation, biological process: autophagosome maturation. The transcript is spliced from 28 exons. Gene Ontology annotation, cellular component: late endosome. Bases 243 to 3017 code for a protein of 924 amino acids. The record is from RefSeq and is a predicted model, not a curated record. Gene Ontology annotation, molecular function: phosphatidylinositol-3,5-bisphosphate binding.
UCCGCCCCGCCCCGUCCUCUGACUCCACUCAUCCGGGUCCUGCCGGAGCCCAUACCAGGCGCUCCAAACCGGAACUCGUCCUCCAGACUGGAAAACAAACGGCUGUCAGUGAAGUGGUGGAGUUUAAAACAUGGAAAAGAAGAACCUACUCGGGUGAAACCAUCGUAACCAGUGACCGCUCGGAGUGUUUCUGCGGGACGCGGUGCGUGGUGCCGUCACAACCCGUCCGGUCCCGGGUCGUGAUGGCGGGGCUGAUCCGGAGAUGUCUGGGCCACCUGAGGCGGUGGCUGAAGGUGGACCUGCUCCGGGAGGCGGGCCGCCAGUACCCGCUGUCCUGCUGCGUACUGUCCUCCCUGCUGUUGCUCACCGUGCUGCUCAACAGGUACAUCCACAUUCUGUUGGUGUUCUGGUCCUUCCUGGCGGGCGUCACCACCUUCUACUGCUCCCUCGGGCCCGGCUCCCUGCUGCCCAACGUCCUCUUCACCGAUAGGCCCCGCAGCAAGCGGCCGCUGCAGCAGGAGCUGUUCCCGCUCGGCAGCAGUUGCGCCGUCUGCGGCAAGGUGCGCUGUAAACGACACCGGCCCACGCUGCUCUUGGAGAACUAUCAGCCCUGGUUGGACCUGAAGGUCCACUCCAAGGUGGACGCCUCCAUCGCCGAGGUGUUUGAGCUGGUGCUGGAAAACUUUGUGUACCCGUGGUACAGGGACAUCACAGACGAUGAGGCCUGUGUGGACGAGCUCAGGGUGACCUUCCGCUUCUUCGCGUCCGUGGUGGUGCGGCGAGCGCAGAAGGUGGACGUCCCGUCCGUGUUUGCGGACAAGGUGAUGACGGCGGUGCUGAAGCACAUCGAGGUGAUGAGCCGGGUGCAGCAGAGAGGCCCCGGGGGGGAGGGCCUCCAGCAGGCCGCCCUGGAGGCCUACGGGGCUGACCUCCACCUGGCGCUGCGGAGCCGUCGGGAUGAGCUGCUGUACCUCCGCAGUCUGGCCCAGCUGCUGUUCAGCCACGUGCUGCCGCCCAAGGCCACCGGCUGCAGGUCUCUGGCUCUGCUGCUCCGGGAGGUGGUCUCGGGCUCGGUCAUGCUGCCCACCAUGGACUUCCUGGCCGACCCGGACACGCUGAACCUCAUGGUGCUGCUGCUGGUGGACGACGGCCCGCUGGAGGAGCCCAGCGAGCCCCCCUCCGCCCUGGUCCCCUUCCUGCAGCGCUACGCAGAGGUCCGCAACAAGAAGGCCUCGGUCCUGAAGCUGGAGCUCAAGGAGAUCCGGGAGCAGCAGGACCUUCUGUUCCGCUUCAUGAACUUCCUGAAGCAGGAGGGUGCCGUGCAUGUGCUGCAGUUCUGCCUCAGCGUGGAGGAGUUCAACGACCGCAUCCUGAGGCCGGAGCUGAGUGAGGAGCAGCUGCAGGCGCUACACGGGGAGGUGCAGCACCUGCACCAGGCCUACUGCCUGGACCACAGCCCCGACAAGAUCCGCCUCCAGCCCGCCAUUGUGGAGGAGAUCCAAAACAUCGCGGAGGGCCCGUACCCGGGCGUGGUGCGGCUGCAGACGCUGCCCUGCCUGUUCCAGGCCUACGAGCACGUCCUGUCUCUGCUGGAGGACGUCUUCACGCCCCUGUUCUGCCACAGCGACGAGUACUUCAGGUACCUGCUGAAGGGGGCGGAGUCUCCCACCAGGAACUCUAAACUCACCAGGAAUAGCUUGAGUUUGGACGAGCUGAGGAACGCGUCGAAGCGCGGCGAGGCGUUUGGGAUCACCCGCCUCGGCAGUAAGAUCCGGGGGGUCUUCAAGAACACGACCAUGGAGGGCUCCAUGCUGCCCGAGGGGGCCGUCACCGACCCCGACGAGGCCGUGGAGGAGGCCACGGUGGUGAUGGAGGACGACGGGCCGGCGGAGGUGGCGAGCUCGGUGGGCUCCUUGAGGAACCUUUCGGCGUGGGGCAUCAGCAUCCCCUACGUGGAUCUCCAUGACGACGAGGCCAAGAGGGAGCGGGUCCCCGUGUUCUGCAUCGACGUGGAGCGCCACGACCGCCAGGAGGUUGGACAUGAGCCAGAGAAGUGGUCCGUGCUGAGAAGAUACCUGGAGUUCUAUGUUCUAGAGUCCAAACUCACCGAGUUCCACGGCUCUUUUGCUGACACUCAGCUUCCCUCCAAGCGUAUCAUCGGACCCAAGAACUACGAGUUCCUGGUGUCCAAGAAGGACGAGUUUGAGGAGUAUCUGCAGAGGCUGGUGCAGCACCCGGAGCUCUGCAACAGCCAGCUCCUGGCCGACUUCCUGUCUCCCUACAGCAUGGAGUCGCAGUUCCUGGAGCGCAUGCUGCCAGACGUCAACCUGGGGAAGAUCUUCAAGUCAGUCCCCGGGAAGCUCAUCAAAGAGCGAGGUCAGAACCUGGAUCCCUUCCUGCAGUCAUUCUUCAACUCGUGCGAGUCGCCCAAACCCAAACCCAGCCGCCCGGAGCUUACCAUCAUCAGCCCCACAGCGGACGACAAAAAGUCUGGUGGGGUCUCUGGUCAGUCGGCUCUCCUGUCUCCUCAGCUCCUCAGCCCGCUGUUCCAGAACAACGCCAACCUGGCGGACGGCGCGGACCGACGGCAGAACCAGAACCUCUUCAUGGAGAUGGUGUCUGUCAGCGGGCUGUACGACCACAUGAUGCACCUCGGGCGACAGGUGUUCCGGAUGCCCGACUGGCUGCACCACAUGUUGAGCGCGGGCCGGAUCCUCUUCAAGAAGUCCUUCGAGGCGUACAUGGACCAGUACCUGCAGGGCAGGGUGGACACGCUGCUGCAGGAGCACCGCCUGGUGUCGCUCAUCACCCAGCUCCGAGACGCGGUGUUCUGUGAAGGCAGUGAGGAGAGGAGUCCGGAGGAGCGACAGAAACGCGCCAAGCAGACGUUUGAGGAGAUGAUGAAGUAUUUACCAGGACUGUUCCGGGAAACGAUCUUCAUCAUCUACCAAGAGGCCGUUUUUAAUGAGACGUAUUUUCAAGCACCAGCAAUGCUAAGUAUUGAUAUAAAGAGGUGAUCUGGGUCCUGGAUGACCCACCUUUGGCCCAGGACGGACAAAAUAUUCGUACAUUCAUGGUCAUUAAAAUGACAUUAUUCCUGUUUCUGUAUAUUGCUUCCUAUAUCGAACGCUUUCCAUACAUUGAUCAUCAUUGUAGUUUUUCCCCUCCUCUGUCAUUUUUGCGAUGCAUUCUCCUGUUGACUAAUGUGUGUUUGUCUUUGUGGGUAUGUGUGUGUGUGUGUGUGUGUGUUUGUGGGUAUGCGUGUGUGUGUGUGUGUGUG